AUGGAAAUAAAAACACUUUCUCCAUUCAUCACCAAUGUUACCUAUUGGAUCGAUAAUGGCACCGUUAAUGCUGAAAUGCAAAUCACACAUACUUUAAAUUAUGGCCUACGCAAUUAUAUUGAUCUACAAAUACGAUUGGCCGAUUCUAAAAAAUAUCAAUCACUUUUUUCUUAUGACAUAGAUUUGUGUAAAUUGUUAAAUGAAUUCUUUCGAGAGAGUUUAUUGAAAACUUGGUACCGUAAUUUACUAAAAUAUAGUAACUUAAUGGAAAAUUGUCCAAUAAUGGAAGGAUUUUAUUAUAUACGUAAAUAUAAAAUGGCUCCCGGAACAUUACCACCCUACUUAAGACCUGGAGAUUAUCGUUUAAGUGCUUUAAGUUUUUUUGGUAGAAGAAACACGAAAAAGUUUCGACCUUUCUCUGAUUUUAUCACUUAUUUGACAAUAUUUUGA
This is a messenger RNA of Teleopsis dalmanni, 450 nucleotides long. RefSeq lists its product as uncharacterized. The record is from RefSeq and is a predicted model, not a curated record. The coding region runs from base 1 to 450 and encodes 149 amino acids. Lineage: Eukaryota; Metazoa; Arthropoda; Insecta; Diptera; Diopsidae. The transcript has a single exon.